This is a messenger RNA of Tetrahymena thermophila SB210, 1407 nucleotides long. RefSeq lists its product as hypothetical. The record is from RefSeq and is a predicted model, not a curated record. NCBI's taxonomy places the organism in Eukaryota, Ciliophora, Oligohymenophorea, Hymenostomatida, Tetrahymenidae. The transcript has a single exon.
GAAAGUAUAGGUUUUUAAUUAAACCCUAUUUAAAUAAUCCUCAGUGGCUGAAAAUUUUAAUGUUAAGUAAAUAGACAAAUACAGAAAUAAAAUAAAAAAAAUAAAUAAAUUUUUAUAAUUUCAAUAAAAUAAUCAAAAAAGAAGGAGAAGUGUAAAUGAGUGACGAAAAUGAAGAGUGCAUUAAGUGCCACAGCUAGAAAGUGAGACACGAUCGUAUUAAGGGCAACGUAAAAUGUUUUUCAUGCGGCUAUGUUGUUGAAAGUCACUACAAAACUUUUGAGCAAGAAGUCAACAACUAUGAAAACGAUCCUGAUUAAAUGAAUAAAAUGAGAGGUUUGGUCUAAGAUGGAAAAGACAUUGUAUUAAAAAUCGGCAGAGACGUCUUUGAUGAAUAAACAGGCAAGAAAAAAAGAAAAGCUGAUGAAGAUGAUAAAAAAAAUAUACGCAAGCAACUCAACAAAUGGUGUGAGUAUUUAUAAUUCGAAAAAAGAGAAAUCUUUGAGAUAGAAAAUUAUUUCAAUAUUUUACAAAAUAUGGAUUACUGUAAUCCAAAUUAAACUAAGGAGAAAGAAGCUAACUCUUCAUAGCUUAAAAGGAGAGGUGUCAUCGCAAUUUACAUUUUUGUGAGACUUUUAAAAAUUGAUGAGGCCAUGCUAAACCUAAAAAGUAUUUGUAAUGUAGCUGGAAUAAAGCUCGAAGAUGUAGAAAAAGAAUUAGAAAAUAUCAAGAAAAAUCAAUUCGAAGAUAAACAAAAAAUCGUAGAAAUUUUAUUUGAUAAGGUUGAUUUAAAAACAUAUGCAGAAGAAUACUCCAAAUAACUUUCUCUUAACGAAAAUGACAAAAAAGGAUAUCUAGCCCUUUGUCAGUAAAUUAAAGAAAGCCAGAUUUCAAACGGUGAGUAAGAUUAAACUAAGGCAGCUGCUGCACUUUAUGCUGUUACUAAAUUAAGCAAUAAUCCCGAUUUAAAUAAUAAAACUUUAAAAGAUUUAUCAAAAGUAUGCGAAAAAUCUGAUGGAACUAUUAAAAAAUUCUAUGAAAACUCAAUUUUACCAAACUUAAUUACUUUAUUUAAUGGAAUAAAGUACUAAUAGUAUAAUUGGAAAGAUUACUCAAAUCUUUCAAGAAAUUGAGUUUCCAAACAAAAAUCAAACAUUAAUCUUUCCUAAUCAUAAAUAACAAAUACAUAGAAAGAAAGAAAGAUAGAUAGAUAGAUUCUUCUUAUUUUUUCUGUUAUUAAAUAAAUUUUUAUUAAUCAUACAAAAAUUAGUUAGUUAGAUUUAAGUAUAUUUAAGUUUAUUAAUUUAUCAUAAAUUUAUUUUAUAUUUUAAAUAAAAAAUUGAUGAUUUUAUUUCAUUUAAAUAUUUUUAUCUUUUAACGAUUUAUGAAAUUCAAAAUGUAAUUUUAGAG